AUGCCGGGAUUUCUGGAGUUCAUUGAAGUGGAGAACUUCAAGUCCUAUUCGGGACACCAGCGAAUCGGACCGCUGAAGCAGUUCACGGCUGUCAUCGGACCCAACGGUUCCGGGAAAUCCAAUUUCAUGGACGCAAUCAGUUUCGUGUUGGGGGAGAAGACAAACAAUCUUCGCGUGAAGAAGCUGUCGGAACUGAUCCACGGGGCGUCGAUCGGGCGCCCGGUGGGCACGCAGGCGUCCGUGUGUCUGGUCUACAGGGACGCGGACACGAAUCGGAUCACUCGCUUCCAGCGGCUGGUGCUGGGCUCGAGCUCCGAGUACCGCAUCGACGAGAAUGUGGUGUCCAAACAGGACUACGCGACCCGAUUGGAGCGGUUGGGCAUCAAUGUCAAGGCCCGCAACUUCUUGGUAUAUCAGGGCGCCGUCGAGUCGAUCGCCAUGAAGAACCCGCGAGAGAUCACUGCCCUCUUCGAGGAGAUCUCGCGCAGCAAUGAGUUUAAAGAGGAUUAUGUCAACAAAAAGGUACGAAUGGAUCGCUCGGAGGAGGAGUUGCAUCACAUGUACGUCAAGAAGAAGGGCAUCGCGGCCGAGAAGAAGGAGGCGCAGGGAGAGAUCAAUGAGGCCAAGAAGUACCAGAACCUGCGCGAGGAGCUCAACAAAGUCCAGAUAGACCUCCAGCUCUUCAAACUGUAUCACAUUCAGGACGACAUCUCGGAGCUCCAGGAGGACAUGGAUCGCAAGCGCAAGGAUAUGGAUAAACACAUCAAACAGAAGGAGAAGAUUGAGACCGAAGUGAGGAAUAAGAAGCAGAAUCUGACGAAAAUUAGUAAAGAGUUGUCGGGAAUUGACCGCAAAAUACGGGACGUGGAGCUGAACCUCAAUAAGAAGCGGCCGACGUAUAUAAAGGCUAAGGAAAACGCGUCGCAUAUCGAGAAGAAGUUGGACACCGCCAAGAAGUCCAAGGCGUCCGCCAUUAAGGCUCACGACAACCACCAGAACACCAUCAAAGAGCUCGAGGAGGACUUGAAUAAAGUGACCGAACGCUACGAGAAGUGGAAGGAGGAGAUGGCGAAGGAGAAGGAGUUGCAUAAGACUGAUGUCGUGCUCAAGGAGUCCCAGAAGAAAGAGUACAAUCGGCUGAAGGAAGAGGCGGCGCGUCUGUCGGCGAAGUAUCUCAAAGACUUGGAUUCGCUGGAAAGGGAGCAAAAGGCCGAUCAGGACAGGAAUGAGAACGAAAUGCGCAAAAAGAUGGACAUCGAGUCCCGCAUACGAGUCCUGCAAAACAAUUUGGAUGAGAAUGUCAAGCGAAUCGACAAAUUGCGAGACAAUCUCGAAGUGAGUGAAACCAAUCUCCAGGACCUGACGAAGAAAAAGGUGGAGAUCGAGGCGAUCGUCAACUCCAGCAAAGAACAGGUCGAGAAUAUCACCCUUAAGUUGGAGUCCAUUAACCGCGAGUUAGGCGACGCCAAAGUGGACAGACAUGAGGACGAGAGGCGUAAGAAGAAGGCAGAAGUGGUGGAGAAUCUCAAGAAGCUAUACCCGGGAGUGUUCGACCGACUGCUGAAUAUGUGUAAACCCAUACACAAGAGGUAUAACAUGUCGAUCACGAAAGUGAUGGGAAAGAACAUGAACGCCAUUAUUGUGGACUCCGAGAAGACCGGCCGGCAAUGCAUUCAGUACUUAAAGGAGCAAAUGCUCGAACCGGAGACCUUCCUCCCCCUCGACUACAUCGAAGUGAAACAAGUGAAGGAACGGCUCCGCAAUAUACAGCACCCGAAGGCUGUGAAACUGCUAUACGAUGUCAUUAAAUACGAUCCGCCGGCCAUCAAGAGAGCGGUUCUCUACGCCACGAACAACGCGUUGGUCUGCGAGACGGCCGAAGACGCCAAUCUCGUGGCCUUUGAUUUAGGAGACGGCAAGCGGUACGACGCGGUCGCACUCGACGGCACUUUCUAUCAGAAGUGCGGAUUUAUAUCCGGCGGCAGCGCUGACCUCGAGAAGAGGGCCCGUCGUUGGGACGAAAAGGAGUUGCAUUCACUUAAGUACCAAAAGGAGAAGUUAGCUGAAAGUCUGAAGGAGGAGCUCAAGAAGACCAGGAAAGAGAGCGACUUAAUGGUCAUUAAUAGUCAAAUCAAAGGCUUAGACACACGUCUGAAGUACUGUCGCAGCGAUAAGACGCAGACCGAGAAGAAUAACGAAGACUUCAAGCGUGAAAUCAAAGAGUUAGAGAAGAAACUGAAAGCGUUUGAUCCCAUAAUCAAAGAGAUCUCUUCGCGAAUGAAGGAGAGAGAGGUUAAGAUCAAUGAUAUCCGCGAUUCGAUGAAUUCGGUCGAAGACACGAUAUUCUCAGACUUCUGCGUCCAAUUGGGUGUCGAAAACAUCCGCCAAUACGAAGAGCGACAGAACAAAGCGACUCAAGAGAACGAGAAGAUUCGGCUUCAGUUCGAGAAUGAGAUGAACUCAUUCUCGAGUCGAUUGGCGUACGAGAAGAGCAAAGACACGAAUGAGAACGUGAAGAGAUGGCAGAGAGUGGUGUCGGACGAGGAGAAGAACCUGCAGACGGCCAGAGAGACCGAGAAGAAGGAGAUGCAGGGCAUCGAAGAGGAGAUGAAGAAAGUGGAACAACUCAAAAACGACAAGAUCUCCAAAAAGACUGAAUGCGAUUCAGUGGAGGACGAGAUCACGGAAGUGAAGAGAGGGCUGUCGGGCGUGCAGAAGGAGUUGUCGGGCGCGCAGAAGGCCUUAAUGCAGAUCGAGUGUAGGCUCGAGUCGAAGAAAGCGGACAGACAUGCGAUCCUUUUGCACUGUAAGAUGGAGUGCAUUGAACUGCCGCUCGUGUCCGGUGACCUCAACGACAUCGCCGCCGGCGGGACCAACAAUAAUGACGGCGAGACUAACGGCAACGCCGAUGAUGAGGAUGACGACGACGGCCCGUCCACUCAACGCUCUUAUGAGAACGACUCUAACGUCAAACCGGACUUCUCUAUACUUAAGAAUAGUCUUAAAAAUAUGAAUGAUUCGGACGCUAUCAAGAAGAAAGAGGGAGAAAUGCAAACCGAGAUUAAUAGCAAACGCGAGGUUUUGCGUAAAAUACAGGCGCCAAACAUGAGAGCUAUCGAUAAGCUCGAAGACGUAAAGGACAGGCUGAAGGAGACGGACUCUGAAGUCAACAAUUUGAGACUCGACUCAAAGAAAGCCAAAAUGGCGUUCGAGGAGAUCAAGAGAAACCGAUUACGAGAAUUCAAUCUGUGUUUCGAAAACGUGGCCCAAAGAGUGGACUCGAUAUACAAGUCGUUGACAAACAACGCGUCGGCGCAGGCCUUCCUCGUGCCGGAGAACCCCGAAGAGCCAUACCUGGAGGGCAUUAACUACAACUGUGUGGCGCCCGGCAAACGCUUCCAACCGAUGAGCAACUUGAGCGGUGGUGAGAAGACUGUGGCCGCACUGGCCCUCCUGUUUGCCAUCCACUCCUACAAACCCGCGCCGUUCUUCGUGUUGGACGAGAUCGACGCCGCACUCGAUAACACCAACAUUGGAAAGGUCGCGCGUUUCAUACGAGAGAGGACUGAGUCGUCGUUUCAAUGUAUCGUAAUAUCACUGAAAGAGGAGUUCUACGGACACGCGUCUUCACUGAUCGGCGUCGCACCGGACCCGGGCGACUGCACCAUAAGUCGUGUCUUUACAGCAGAUUUGUCUCAAUAUCAGGAAUAA
Messenger RNA from Oppiella nova, 3711 nucleotides. Lineage: Eukaryota; Metazoa; Arthropoda; Arachnida; Sarcoptiformes; Oppiidae. The record is from the annotation of a GenBank genome assembly.